Brenthis ino (lesser marbled fritillary) is the source of this 462-nucleotide messenger RNA. NCBI's taxonomy places the organism in Eukaryota, Metazoa, Arthropoda, Insecta, Lepidoptera, Nymphalidae. The record is from the annotation of a GenBank genome assembly.
AUGGCUUUUUACAAUUUUAAAUAUUGUCUUCUAAUAAUUUGUUUAUCGUGUAUCGCCAAUGGACAACGUACGCCUACGAUUACCCACAUAACUCAAAAUCAAAUUAGAGAUAUUGGAGGUCAAGUCGAUUUGAACUGUUCUGUCCAUUAUGCAGACGAUUACCCUGUUCUUUGGCUCAAACAUGACUACCUAAGAUCUCAAGAGAUACUCCCGCUUUCCUCCGGCUCCGCUUUGAUUAUACGUGAUUCAAGAUAUUCGUUAAGAUUCGACCCAGCAUCCGGAACUUAUACUUUUUCAAUCAAAAAUAUUAAAGAAACAGACGCUGGAUUAUACGAAUGCCAAGUACCCAUAUCUGCCGAUAACAAAAUAAGAGCUGAAGUGGAACUGCAAGUGCGGAGACCACCAAUCAUAUCCGAUAACUCCACACGUUCUGUUGUAGCUAGAGGAGAGAAGGAAACAUCC